CAACUGUUAAUCCACCCACAAACUUCACCCCCCCCCCGCCGGCGACAAUGGCAUCUGUGCGGAUGGGACCCUUCUCAGCCGUCGUCCGCCUUCUCCUCCUCCACCAUCUCUUCCUCUCCCCCACCUCCGCUCUCGAUUUCCUGUUCAACUCCUUCUCCAAUAUCACCAAUGCCACCGACCUUAUUCUCAUCAACGACGCCCGACUCGACGCCGCCGCCAUCCGCCUCACAAACGACACCAACCAGUUCGCCGUCGGCCGCGUCUUCUACCCAACAAAAAUUCCCAUGAAGCCCACCUCCAACUCCACCUCCGUCACCUCCUUCUCCACCUCCUUCGUCUUCUCCGUUCUCCCGGAUAUUGCCUCGAGCCCGGGAUUCGGCCUCUGCUUCGUCCUCUCUAACUCCACCUCGCCGCCCAACGCCCUCGCCAGCCAAUACUUCGGUCUCUUCACCAACGCCACCGUCCCCUUCGUCGCCCCGUUGCUCGCCGUCGAGUUCGACACGGGUCAAAACCCGGAAUUCAACGACCCAAAUGGGAAUCACAUCGGAAUCGACCUUAACAACAUCGAGUCCGCCGUCACGACCCCCGCCGGGUACUACAACUCGACCGGCGGAUUCGUCCCGAUCCAAAUGCGGACCGGGCAGAACGUCCGGGCCUGGAUUGAAUUUGACGGGACUAAUCUCGAAUUCAACGUCACCGUCGCCCCUGCCAAUGUGUCCCGUCCUUCUGUGCCAACGCUUACUUACAUAGACCCCAAGAUUGCGAACUAUGUAUCGGCCGAGAUGUUUGUCGGGUUUUCGGCUUCGAAAACGCAGUGGAUUGAAGCCCAGAGAGUUUUAGCUUGGAGUUUUAGCAACACCGGAGUCGCCAGAGACAUUAACACGACGAAUCUGCCCGUUUUCCAGCUGGUUUCUCCGUCGUCUUCUCUAACGAGGGCGGCGAUUGCCGGGAUUUCAAUCGGUUGUGUCGUUUUUGUGUUGAUUUUAGCAUCUGGGUUUUACUUGUACUGGCGGAAGAAAAGGAUGGAAGGCGAAGAAACCGACGACGAGAUCGAAGAUUGGGAGCUGGAGUAUUGGCCGCACAGAUUCUCCAACGAGGAGCUGAGGGAGGCGACGGGAGGUUUUUCGAACGAUCAGCUUCUGGGUUCCGGUGGAUUCGGGAAGGUUUACAAGGGCACCUUAUCAAACGGCACAGAAAUCGCCGUCAAGUGCGUCAACCACGACUCGAAGCAGGGGCUGAGGGAGUUCAUGGCGGAGAUCGCCAGCAUGGGGCGGCUGCAGCACAAGAACUUGGUGCAGAUGCGGGGGUGGUGCCGGAAGGCCAACGAGCUGAUGCUGGUGUAUGAUUACAUGCCCAAUGGGAGCCUCAAUCGGUGGAUUUUCGACAAGCCCGAGACGGUUUUGGAUUGGGAGAGGCGGCGGCGCGUGCUGGCGGAUGUGGCGGAGGGGUUGAAUUACCUCCACCACGGGUGGGACCAGAUGGUGAUUCACAGGGACAUUAAGUCGAGCAACAUUUUGUUGGACGCGGAGAUGAGAGGGCGGCUUGGAGAUUUCGGGCUGGCUAAGCUCUACCAGCACGGGGAAGUGCCCCACACGACGCGUGUCGUCGGAACGUUCGGGUAUUUGGCGCCGGAGCUGGCGACUGUGGCAGCGCCGACGGCGGCGAGUGAUGUUUAUAGUUUUGGAGUGGUGUUGUUGGAGGUGGCGUGUGGGAGGAAGCCAAUUGAGAUGGAGGCGGCGGAGGAUGAGGUGGUGUUGGUUGAUUGGGUGAGGAAGUUGUAUUUUAGAGGGAGGGUGGGGGAGGCGGCGGACCCGAGAAUAAACGGGGAGUAUGAGGCGGCGGAGAUGGAGAUUGCCUUGAAGCUUGGGCUGGCUUGUUGCCAUCCUGAUCCACAGAGAAGGCCUAGCAUGAGGGAAAUUGUGGCGGUUUUGGUUGGUGAGGCCGCGUCCGCCACCGCACCCGCCCAUUUGUUGUCUGAAUUGGCAAGGGGUGAUAGUAGCAUUGGCGGCGGAGAUGGCGGUAGUGAUGAUUUGUCCAUGGAAGUGGCGCCACCCGAACUCCAGCAGCCUUUAGUGUGAAUAUGUUUGUUUUUUUUUUUUUUUUUUACCUUUCAAUUACAUUUUUUAUAUUAUUUUUCAAGAAAUUAAAAAAAAAAAUUGUGAGGCAUACAACAAUUUGAUUUUGCAUUUCAAUCUGUGGAUGGGGUUGGGUGUUUGUUGUAAAAUGUUACGAGGUUUCAAUUUUUUUCACUUUGAAAUUCAACGUUUUGACUUUCGGUCGGUCGAUUUACACGUUGUACCAUGGGAGAUUUUGAGA
Messenger RNA from Pyrus x bretschneideri (Chinese white pear), 2316 nucleotides. RefSeq names its product L-type lectin-domain containing receptor kinase S.1. Gene Ontology annotation, cellular component: plasma membrane. The transcript has a single exon. Gene Ontology annotation, biological process: protein phosphorylation. Gene Ontology annotation, molecular function: protein kinase activity; ATP binding; carbohydrate binding. The record is from RefSeq and is a predicted model, not a curated record. The coding region runs from base 48 to 2078 and encodes 676 amino acids. Lineage: Eukaryota; Viridiplantae; Streptophyta; Magnoliopsida; Rosales; Rosaceae.